AUGAAAGAAGCUUUUUUAUCUGAUUCAAUGAAUGUAUUAAUUAAGGAAACUAAUAGUUAAUUAACUAGUCAAUCAGCUUAAUAUGAUCAAAGAUUAAAAACAAUAAUAAAUUAGAGUAUAUAUAUUUCAAUAAGUUAUUAGUUUUCAGAAAACAAAGAAUGUUCUAAAAUAUUUAUUUAUUUGUUGAUGUGAAUCAAAAGAUUAUUCAAACUUAGAUUCCUUUUUAUUGUCCUCCUAAUAUAUCAUAAACAGAAUCUAAAUCUCUUUUUUGUCUUAUGGCAUUUUAAUAUGAUUAAACAAAUUAUACAAUUCUAUAAACAGAAAUCACAAAGUAAUUUUAAGUCAUUUCGAUAUUUCAUGAAACCUUAUUAAUGUUUGAUCCAUCUCAAUUUAUUGCAACAGGCAUAGCUUAUACAUCAAAUGAUGAAAUUCCUAUUUUAGGGACUUGGCCAGCUUUGAAUUCAACUUUAUCUUAUAAUGCUCAUUAACGAUUAUGGUAUUUAAGUCACAUAAAAUAAAUGGGUAAUGGAAAUUAAUACCAAUUUAGUGAUUUAUUUACAACCAUUUUAGGCUCUUACACUAUUGCCAUAUCUCAAAAUCUAACUAAUAAAAAUAAUAAUUUUGAUGGUGUGGUUUUUAAUCUUAUGGAUUUUGGAGUAUUUAAAAAAAAUUUUAAUGCUGAUUACAUCUUAGCUAAUAAUAAAGGUUAGAUCAUUUUAGGAUAAUUUAAUUACCCUGAAAAUACAACAAAACCUGUAUUCUUUUUUAAUGAGUCAAUCACUGGAUUCAAUUAAAUUGAUUGGGAUUAGAUAUCUAUAUUUAUUAAUCAAACAAAUGAUACUUCAAAUAAAAAGAAUUUCAAAUUUCUAAAUAAUUGCUCUUAAGAUGUUUCAAAUUAUUUAUGUAGAUAUAAUUCUUUAUAUAAAUAAGAAGUUCUUUUAAUUGCUAAAUAACUUGAACAUCCUCCUUAUCCACCUCAUAUAGUCAUAAUGUAAUUAAUUAGAUUAUUAUAGAUUUAAGAAUAUAACUGAACUUUAUCAUUAAGUUGAUUUACUCAAUUAAGAUAUAUAUUAAUUAUUUGCUUGGGAAUUUUAACAAAAUAUGUAAAUUUUAAGUAUUCUUGCAAUUGGAAUUAUUUUACUGUUUUUAAUAAUAUUAAAUUAUAUCACCAAAUCAUUAGACCUAUUGAUCAAAUACUCAAAAUUUUAAUAGAAUAAUCUAUAAUAUUUAAAAAAACAUUAGGAAAUGAAUUAAUAAAUAGAAGCCAUAACAAAUUUGUAUACCUUUAAAUAAAACUAAUCAUUAAAAAAAUUAUCUGAAAAUGCAUUAGAUUAAUUAACUUUACAAUAUUUUUGUAAUUAUCAAUUAUAGUGUAGAAUUACUUUCGAAAUUAAAGGGUUAAUAAGGAGAAUGUAAAAAAUCUGAAGAAUGCCUUUAAAUGGAGUAAACGUAGUACCCAAAGACUAGAUUAUACUUAAAGUUUUAGAAAAAUUAUUAUUUGCAUGAUUAUCAAACUAAUUUGGAAGAAAACACUGUUAAUCAACUUAUAUAUUAUUUUUUAAUUAAAAAGUAAUAAUAAUGA
Molecule: messenger RNA, 1582 nt
Organism: Paramecium pentaurelia
Lineage: Eukaryota; Ciliophora; Oligohymenophorea; Peniculida; Parameciidae
Source: the annotation of a GenBank genome assembly